AUGUCAGUACUUGCUGGACCUAACCAGGAUUCCAUUAAACUUAUAAUGUCAAACCGUAUGGAAACUUGUGAAUUUACAUAUGAAUGGACAAUUGAAAAUUUUCGUCAGCGGACUGAAAAAGUAAUUAUUAUAUCACCAAGUAUUUCAUCUCAUUAUUCUAAUUUUAACGAUAAAUGGAUUUUGAAAAUAUAUCCAAGUUAUACUGAUUGGGAAAUUUCAUCAUAUGUAUUUGUUGAUCUACAGCUUCAAUCAUUCAAUAAUACUUCACAAUUACAAACAAAAUGUAAAAUAUCAAUUAAUAAUAGAAACGAAAUAACUAAAGAAUAUAAUUUUAGUAAAUUUCCACAACAAAUUACAUGGAACAAUUAUAUUUUAUGUUCAGACUUGUUAAAUCAAAUGAACGGAUAUUUACAAAAUGAUGAACUUAAAAUUUGUUGUACAAUAAUAAUGUCUAAAAAACUAACAAAUAAGUCUGAUGUUAUUUCAACAUUUAAUAGAACACAACAGUUGAGUAUAGACUUGAAGAAACUUUUGUUAAAUAAAAAAUCAGCUGAUGUUACUAUUCAAGUGGGUCAAAAAUCAUUUCGUGCAAUUAAAGGAAUUCUUGCAGUACGCAGUCCUGUUUUUGCUGCAAUGUUUGAUCAUGAACAAUUCAAAGAAAAUGAAAAAGAUGAAGUUGUCAUAGAAGAUGUUGAAGAAGAUGUUUUUGAAGAAUUUUUACAUUUUAUUUAUACUGAUGAAUCACCAAAAACUAACAAAAUGCCAAUGGAACUAGUUGCUGUUGCUGAAAAAUAUCAGGUUAAUUGUCUUAAAAAUAUUUGUGAAGAAGUAAUUUACGAAACGAUAAAUUUUGAUAAUAUUGCAAGUAUACUUGUUUGUUCUGAUAAAUAUAAUCUUAAAAAACUGAAUGACAAAUGUUUAAAAUUUAUGAAAAAAAAUUUACGAGCUGUUUUGUUAAAUGAGACAUUUCAAGUUGAUCAAAAAAAACAUCCUGAAGUUUUCUUAAGUGUUCUUCAGCAGUUGCUGUUGUCAUAA
Aphidius gifuensis is the source of this 1035-nucleotide messenger RNA. Its product is annotated as speckle-type POZ protein B-like. The record is from RefSeq and is a predicted model, not a curated record. The transcript has a single exon. Gene Ontology annotation, cellular component: cytoplasm. Gene Ontology annotation, biological process: proteasome-mediated ubiquitin-dependent protein catabolic process; regulation of proteolysis. Bases 1 to 1035 code for a protein of 344 amino acids. NCBI's taxonomy places the organism in Eukaryota, Metazoa, Arthropoda, Insecta, Hymenoptera, Braconidae. Gene Ontology annotation, molecular function: ubiquitin protein ligase binding.